UUGGCACUAUUCGAGCAGAAACGGGGGUUGGGAGGGUCCAUGGGAUGAGUCUGACUUUUCCCUCGGCUAUUCGGCACCAUCUUGGACUCGACUCUUUGGACUCGAAUUUUGCUUACCGCACCAAAAUACGACGAUCAAGUCCAACAGUCGACUUUGUAAAUCUCGCCUCGACUAAUCAUACUCCUCAUGCGCAUACGACGAGAUCCUGGUCGACGUUGGCGUACCAGCUGACUGCCGUGGACGUCUACGAUACGGAUCAAACCUGA
Messenger RNA from Acaulospora colombiana, 266 nucleotides. Lineage: Eukaryota; Fungi; Glomeromycota; Glomeromycetes; Diversisporales; Acaulosporaceae. The record is from the annotation of a GenBank genome assembly.